Molecule: messenger RNA, 3199 nt
Organism: Drosophila hydei
Lineage: Eukaryota; Metazoa; Arthropoda; Insecta; Diptera; Drosophilidae
Gene: Eip78C
Product: ecdysone-induced protein 78C
Biological process (GO): regulation of DNA-templated transcription
Molecular function (GO): sequence-specific DNA binding; DNA-binding transcription factor activity; zinc ion binding
Source: RefSeq, a predicted model, not a curated record
AUGGAUGUAUACCAAAUAGAGCUGGAGGCACAGGCACAAAUACGCUCCCAACUGCUGAUCGAUACUGUGGUGAAGAAUCUGGGCCAGCCACUGACACGCCCGCAGCAGCAGCAGCAACAAUUGCAGCAGGACAACAGCAAUAUUGCAGAUUUGGAGGCAAAGCAAGAACUCCAGCAGGCAGACGACGACGAAGACGAAGAGGAGGAGGAGGAGGAGGAGGAGGAGGAGGACGAGGAGGAAGACGAAGAGCAGCCACAGCAGGAGGACGAGGAAGUAGAUGAGGAAGACGAGGAGCAGGAGGAGGACGAAUUGGAGGAGGAGAACGAAGCAUUGCCAGAAGUCGGCUUCGAUGCAAAUUCAGAUUUCAAUUUGCAUUUCUUUGACACGCCCGAGGAUUCAUCUACGCAGGGCGCCUUCAGCGAAGCGGGCAGCCUAGACACCGAGCCAGAGGACGAACAGGAACAGCAACUGUUGCAGCAGCAGCAACCACAGCAGCAGCAGCAACAGCAGCAGCAGCAACAGCUAACAGCAAUAGCAGCUGGCCCAGCGCAGGAGCUGCAGCAUUGUUUAAGUGCCAUCGAAGCGGACCCGCUGCAAUUGCUGCAGUGCGACAGCUUCUAUAGGCAACGCCAGCAACAGUUGCUGCCGCAGCACCAGCAACAGCUGCAGCAGCAGCGGCAGCAACAGCAGCAUCUGAGCUGCACGGCUUUGAGCAAUGGUGGAGGUGCUCUGUACACCAUCAGCAGUGUGCAUCAGUUUGGUCCCGCCAGCAACAGUUGCAGCUCGGCCGGGGCACAUUCCUCGCCAGACAGCGGACGCGGCAGCGGCUGCAGCUCCAGUUCCAGCUCGGCCAACGUCUCCUCCUCAUCUUCAUCCUCAUCGUCGGCAUCCAGUGGUGAGCUCUACAAUCCAGCAACAUCCUCGCCAGCGAUCAGCUCCACGUCGGCAACUGUUGCGCAUUUGAGCAAAGGACACGCAGGUAUGCCACAGCCAGACGGUCAACAGCAACAGCAGCAGCAACACACGCAGCAACAGCAGUUGCAACAGCAGCAGCAGCACCACGCGCAGCAGCAGCAGAAAUUUGGUAUUGUUGACUCCAGCAACGGCAGCAGCAAUAGCAAUCACAACAGCAACAGCAACAACAACAGCAGCAGCAACAACAACAGCAGCAGCAACGGCGUCUCCUCAAAGUCGUUUGUGCCGUGCAAAGUUUGUGGCGACAAAGCUUCGGGCUAUCAUUAUGGUGUAACCUCCUGCGAGGGUUGCAAGGGCUUCUUUCGUCGCAGCAUACAGAAGCAGAUCGAGUAUCGCUGCCUGAGGGACGGCAAGUGCCUGGUCAUACGGCUCAAUCGGAAUCGCUGUCAGUAUUGUCGCUUCAAGAAAUGCCUCUCGGCUGGCAUGAGCCGCGACUCUGUGCGUUAUGGUCGCGUACCCAAGCGUUCACGUGAGCUGAACGGUGCAGCAGCAGCAGCAGCAGCAGCCGCCGCAACAGCCUCAGCAGCCAGCGGCGCGCCCCUAAAUGUGGAUGAAACCAGUGCCAAUAAUUUGCAUACAAAUCUAAUACAACAGCAACAGCAACAACAGCAGCAGCAACAACAGCAGCAGCAACAGCAGCAGCCGCAUGCGAGCAGCGUGCGCGUAAAUACACCAAGUACACCACAAACGCCACAAAUGUGUUCGAUAGCCUCGUCGCCAUCGGAGCUGGGCGGUUGCAAUAGUAGUGCCAACAACAACAACAAUAACAACAACAGCAGCAGCAGCAACAACAACAGCAGCAGUAAUGCAACAGCUGUAGUUGUGGGCAGCCAUCAUCAGCAAUUGGUUAACAUGGGCAGCAGCAGCGACAUGGCCAUGACCCAGGUGGGCGUGGGCAUGUGUCAUCCCUCGAUCGAUCAUCACGACGGCCUCGCCGGCACAGCCAAUGAGCUGACUGUCUACGAUGUGAUCAUGUGCGUCUCGCAGGCGCAUCGACUCAACUGCUCCUACACCGAGGAGCUGACACGUGAGCUGAUGCGACGACCCGUCACAGUGCCCCAGAAUGGCAUUGUCACCACUGUGGCCGAGAGUCUGGAGUUCCAAAAGAUCUGGCUGUGGCAACAGUUCUCGGCGCGCGUGACGCCCGGCGUGCAGCGCAUUGUGGAGUUCGCUAAACGCGUACCUGGCUUCUGUGAUUUCACCCAGGACGACCAACUGAUACUCAUCAAGCUGGGCUUCUUCGAGGUGUGGCUAACCCACGUGGCGCGCUUGAUCAACGAUACGACGCUGACGCUGGACGAUGGCGCCUAUCUGACACGACAGCAGCUGGAGAUACUCUACGAUUCGGACUUUGUCAAUGCCCUGCUGAACUUUGCCAACACACUGAACGCCUAUGGGCUGAGCGAUACAGAGAUUGGUCUCUUCUCGGCUAUGGUGCUGCUGGCAUCGGAUCGCGCGGGUCUCAGCGAGCCCAAGGUAAUUGCACGUGCACGCGAGCUGGUGGCAGAGGCACUGCGUGUGCAGAUACUCAGAUCGAGGGCUGGCUCGACGCAGGCGCUGCAGCUGAUGCCGGCGUUGGAGGCUAAAAUACCGGAGCUGCGCUCGCUGGGCGCCAAGCACUUCUCACACUUAGACUGGCUGCGAAUGAACUGGACCAAGCUGCGUCUGCCGCCGCUCUUUGCCGAAAUCUUCGACAUACCCAAGGCGGACGACGAGCUGUAGAAGUUGGAGCAACGGCUCUGCGAACUCUAUUUCUAAGUUAUAUAACAUAGGCGUUAAACGAAGAAGAAGAUGGAGGAUGCAAGCAACUCUGCAACUAUUCAUAAUAUGAAAGGGCAAACAUAAACCAUUCUAACAGAUAAAAGAUACAAUUUACCAGAUACAAGAUACAAGCUACAAGAUACAUAGUUAACUACAACUACAACUACAACUAUAAAGUUAUGCAUUAAAUAUUUAGCAAUGUUAAAGACGUUCGCAAACAUUUUAAGCCAGACACACACACACAGAUACACACACACUCCCACACACUCGAUUAUAGACUUUGAGAUACUUUUGUGUUCUUUUUUUUUUGUUAUUUCUGCUUGAGCUCGUAGCCGUACAUAUCCCAUGCGCAACAUCAAGUUUUAUUUAUUUCAUUGAUCAAGCUCAUCGAAUCAUGCACUAUCCUAAGUAAUCCUUAAAUUCCACUCCCCAACUCACUCAAUUCUCAUAUUGCAACACUUCA